CUCUCCCCCUCCUCCCUGGCCACCAUAAUCUUUCCGCAUUUUCAUUUCCUUGAUUUCAAAGUGUUUCCUUUUCUAGGUGCUUGAAAGUUGGUAUGGCGGAAGAAAAAACUAUGGGUUCCCCGCCCCCAGUUUCCGAUGCGACGGUGACGGAGAAAUCCGAACCCAAAGAGAUUCCGACCGCCGUGAAGAAGACGGUGGCCGAGUGGGCUUCCUUCAAGGAGGAGAGCAACAAGGUGGAGGAGCUUCCCAGCCCGGAGAAGAAGGCGUUGGAUGAGUUCAAGCAGAUGGUUCGGGAGGCUCUGAACAAUCAUGAGUUCACUCCGAAGCCCGUCCCUCCUCCGGCUAAGGAGGAGACGAAACCCGGAGCUGAGCCCACUUCCGCCGCGGUGGCUCCCGCCGCGGUGGCUCCCGCCGCGGAAGACGAGCCGAUAUCUGAGGAGAAGAAAGAGUCAGAACCGGAAGAGAGAAGAGAUGUGUUGCUUAAGGUUGAGGAAGGGAAAACGGAAGAGCUAAAAGAAACUCUGCCCCCGCCUCCGCCGCAAUCCGAGGAGUCGGAAACACCGGUCGAGGUAGUCAAGGAGACCGUGACCGAGGAGGCCGCACUGGAGAAGGGACGACAAGACAAUCCCUCAUUCCUGGAAGAGCCGGAAAAGGAAACUCAAGUCCCUCCGUUGUCCCCACCAGAAGAGGUCUCCAUAUGGGGGAUUCCCCUUCUGGAGGACGAGCGGAGCGACGUGAUCCUCCUCAAGUUUCUCCGGGCUCGGGAUUUCCGAGUAAAAGACGCCUUCGCCAUGUUAAAAAGCGUUAUAGCAUGGCGAAGCGACUUCAAACCGGAUCAACUUUUGAAAGAAGAAGAGUUGGGUAAGGGCUUAGAGAAGGUGGUGUACAUGCAUGGAGUGGACAGAGAAGGCCACGCCGUCUGCUACAACGCCUUGGCAGAGUUUCAGGACAAGGAGUUGUACCAAACCACCUUUGCAGACAAGGAGAAUCUGAACAAGUUCCUGAGAUGGAGGAUUCAGUUCAUGGAGAAAUCUAUAAGGAAUCUGGAUUUCAGUCCGGAGGGGAUUAACACUUUUAUGCAGGUGAUUGAUCUGAAGAACUCCCCUGGACUUGUCUUCUUCAAAAAAGAACUCCGGCAGGCCACCAACCGGGCCCUCCACCUUCUCCAAGACAAUUACCCUGAAUUUGUCGCAAAACAGGUGUUCAUAAAUGUGCCAUGGUGGUACCCUGCUUACUAUAAGAUGAUCAAUGCUCUUUUCACCACAAGGACCCAGAGCAAGUUUGUCUUCGUAGGUCCUUCCAAAUCUGCAGAGACACUCUUCAAAUACAUAGCCCCAGAGCAAGUGCCUGUUCAGUAUGGUGGCCUUAGCAGAGAGGGCGACUAUGACUUCACUACAAGGGAUCCUGCAACUGAGGAGUACAUCAAACCAACUUGCAAACACACUGUUGAAUUCCCUGUUACCGAGAAAUGCACAUUGGUUUGGGAGGCAAGGGUGAUAGGUUGGGAUGUGUCGUAUGGCUCCGAGUUUGUUCCGGAUGCUGAAGGGGCAUACACGGUUAUUGUAGAAAAGCCCCGAAAAAUUGGACCGGCCGAUGAGACCAUAAUCAGCAACACCUACAAGACGGAGUGUGCAAGAAAGUUGGUUCUUACAUUUGAUAACCAAACAUCCAAGAGGAAGAAACUUCUCUUUAGGUCCAAGACAAAGCCUUCUAAAUGAAAACUAUACAUACUUUGUGAUGAUGAUUCAUUGUGGCUUGUAGUUCAAUCCCAGUGGAAAUGCAGUUCAGAAUAAGAAGCUUUAAUUAUUUUUGUUCGUUUAUAAAUUAUUAUUUUUUAUUCUGUUUCACAUUUUUAAACUAAAGGUGCUAUGAAAUUUGUUUUGUAUUUGUGGGGAUUUUUUUUAAGGAAAAGCUGUUUAAGUUUGACUGUUUGUAUGGUUUCUUUAUGUAAUGGAAAAGACAAUGGGAAUGCCAGGUAGUGACAGAGCUAUGAUACAACAGGUCUUUACUUUUUUCUCGAUAUAUGUGUAAAGUUCAUGGUGAUCCAG
Messenger RNA from Cuscuta epithymum, 2048 nucleotides. Lineage: Eukaryota; Viridiplantae; Streptophyta; Magnoliopsida; Solanales; Convolvulaceae. The record is from the annotation of a GenBank genome assembly.